GGAGUGGUCAGGGUUCAGUGUGUCAGAGCGCAGGAUCAUCGCCUGCAAGUCAACAAAGUCAAAGCCCAAGAACCGAUCAUUUUAUCAUCGUGGUUGAACAUGGACGACGCUAUGGAGGGCUCGUACAAAUAUUACGUUUACUUUGAGUGUCCUGACGUUGAUGACAAAAGGAAAAAGAAUAUCGAAUUCUACUUCAAAAAUAAACGUAAAUCAUGCGGUGGGGAAUGCGGACGGGUGGAUGUUUUCAAAGGAAAUGUUUAUAGGAUUGCAUUCGAAGAUAAAGAAGUUCAGCAUAGUGUGCUGGAGAAACGUGAUCACUCGGUCGAGAGGGAGAACAAAAUUGUUGCCAGUUUUACCGUCCAUGAAACCCCAGAGUCUCUCCUUCCUGACCCGUCAACCGUCACAACUACACCCGAAGCUGAUAACCCGAAAGUGGGGUUGUCAUCUCCACCUGAGACUAAAUUUCCUGUUGCCGCCUCACCAUCACAACCAAUGGUUCAAAAUCUUCAAUCACACUUCGAAAGUUCACCUCUCCAAAAUCCUCUGAAAGAACCUUCAAUGGCAGGGCAGAACCCAGAGGAUGAGCUCUCAUCCUCUGCCGGUCAUGCUCAGUUAGAUCUAGACAAGAACAGGGUUAUAGUUAGUGGUGCAGGGAAGAUCCAACCUGAGGAAUUCAAGCCCUUGAAGGAUAGGGAGGAGCAAGGGGAUGACAAAGUCAAAGAAACGUUCAAGCAUAGUCAGGCGGACAAGGUAGACAUUGUUUACGUCAUUCAAGGAAAUCCUGCAGAGGCAGAAUCCCCCAGUAUCAGAGUGCAGCCUCAUCCAUCAGGAUUCCACAAGGCAGGUUCUCUCUCGUGGGAAGAACCACAAAGAAGGCCCCUUUCUGAUCAGCAUGGCCCCAGAGACCACAUGGGGUCUGCUGCUAGAGAAGUCCAAGAAGGAAAGGGGAGUCAACGUUAUGACCUACCCGGGGGAGUAACCGUGCUGGUGUGUCGUGGUGACAUCACCAAGGUCAAAGCAGACGCGCUGGUGAAUGCCGCCAAUGGAAAACUGGAUCAUGGCGGAGGUGUUGCUGCUGCCCUGAGCCACGCAGGAGGUCCUGAAGUCCAGCGAGAAAGCAAUGCUUUAGUAAGAAAACAUGGGAGAUAUGCUACAGGGGAUGCAGUAAUGACUACGGGAGGGCGUCUACAAUGCAGGAAGCUGAUUCACAUCGUUGGGCCUGUACAGGGAGAGGCAAAUGGCCGUGAGCGAGAAUUACUAACACGCUCGGUAGGGUCAGUGCUGAAACUGGCGGAUGAGAACAAGUUCCAGUCCAUAGCAAUUCCCUGUAUAAGCUCCGGCAUUUUCAAAGUUCCAAUCAGUUUGUGUGCAGAAGCAAUAGUCACAGCUGUGUCUGACUUUGGGAGUCAAAGCCAGCACCUGAAGAGAAUUACCCUGAUUGACACCAGAGAGGAGGUAGUGAAGGCCUUAAAAGCGGCAUGUGAGAGUAUCUUUUCCUCGGCCGAUGCAGAACAAGAAACAGCCGGGGAUCGCCAGUUCCAUGAGAGCCCUGGAGCCUCGAGUCGAUGGUCAGAUUCUGGCGCUAAUCCAGUAAACCAUGGCGAGAAAGGUAGAAUUAUGAAUGAUGACCCUUCUCAUAAGCCCCACAAACAGCACGAGCAUCGAGAAGAAGUGGGGCCUUCUGCAAGAAAAGUCCAAAGAGGAAAGGGGCGUCAAUGUUAUAACCUUCCCGGGGGAGUAAGCGUUGUGGUGUGUUGUGGUGACAUCACCGAGGAAGAAGCAGAUGUGCUGGUGAAUGUUGCCAAUAGAAACCUGAAGCAUGACGGAGGCGUUGCGGCUGCCCUGAGCAGCGCAGGAGGUCCUGAAGUGCAGCAAGAAAGUAAAGAUUUAGUAAGAGAACAUGGGACAUAUGCUACAGGGGCCAUAGUAAUGACUACGGGAGGGCAUCUACAAUGCAAGAAGCUGAUUCACAUCGUCAGGCCUGUACCGGGAGAUGAGAAUGCCAGUGAGAGGUUCUCCCUGAAAGAAACGGUUUGGUCAGCACUGAAACUGGCGGAUGAAAACGAGUUCAAAUCCAUAGCCAUGCCCUGUAUAAGCUCAGGUAAUUCCGAAGUUCUUAUCAGUGAGUGUGCAGAAGCAAUUGUAUCAGCUGUGUUUCGCUUUGGGAAACAAAGCCAACGUCUGAACAAAAUUACCCUGAUUGACACCAGAGAGGAGGUAGUGGAGGCCUUAAAAGCGGCCUGCGACAGGAUGUUUUUUUCCUUGGAGAUUGCAGAACCAGAAGCGUCCAGGGAUCGCCAGUCACAUGAGAGCACUGGAGCCUUUGGUCCAGGUUCCAAUUCUGGCGCCAAUCCAGUAAACCAUGGGGAGGAAGGAAGAAAUAUGACUGAUGACCCUACUCAUAAGCCUCUCAAAAAGCAUGAGCAUCAAGGAGAAGUGGGGCCUGCUGCAAGACAAGUCCAAGGAGGAAGGGGGAUUCAAUGUUAUGUCCUUUCCGGGGGAGUCAAAGUGGUGGUGUGUCGUGGUGACAUCACCAAGGAAGAUGCAGAUGUGCUUGUGACUGCCACCAAUGGAUACCUGGAUCAAUACGGAGGUGUUGCCGCUGCCCUGAGCCGUGAAGGAGGUCCUGAAGUGCAGCAAGAAAGUAAAGAUUUAGUAAGAAAACAUGGGACAUAUGCUACAGGGGCCACAGUAAUGACUACGGGAGGGCGUUUGAAAUGCCAGAAGCUGAUUCACAUCGUCAGGCCUGUACCGGGAGAUGAGAAUGGCAGUGAGAAGUUCUCCCUGAAAGAAUCGGUUUGGUCAGCACUGAAACUGGCGGAUGAUAACGAGUUCAAGUCCAUAGCCAUGCCCUGUAUAAGCUCAGGUAAUUCCAAAAUUCGUAUCAGUGAGUGUGCAGAAGCAAUUGUAUCAGCUGUGUUUCGCUUUGGGAAACAAAGCCAACAUCUGAACAAAAUGACCCUGAUUGACACCAGAGAGGAGGUAGAGGAAGCCUUGAAAGCGGCCUGCGACAGGAUGUUUUCCUUGGAGUUUGCAGAACCAGAAGCAUCCGGGGAUCGCCACUUCCAGGAGAGCACUGGAGCCUCGAGUGGACGGUCCAAGUCUGGCGCUGAUCCAGUAAACACUGGGACAGAUGUCAGUGGCAUCAAGUUGGAGACCGCGGUGGGGCUCAUCGAGGAACAGAAAGUUGAUGCCAUAGUCUCACCUAUGAAAGACAAUGACCCUCUCUCUACCGGUUUGGGGAAAAUAUUGUCUGAGAUAAUCGGAAAAAGGUUGAAGACUGCAUUUUCAAAGAUGGGAAAGAAAUGGCAGUUGCCUGUUGAAGUCGACGUUAAUGAUCUCGAGAAGCUUCACUGUCACAAGGUCUUCUUCGUUAAUCUUCUGCCCUGGGAUGAGCAACACAGAGAAGCAGCUGUCCUGGCUCUGAAACGUGGGCUUGAACACGUUUUGACUUCCUGUCGAGACCAAAGAUUUGUCUCCGUUGCUUUCCCAAUGCUUGGUACUGGGGAAGUGUUGCAAUUCCCCCAGGAUGUGGCGGAAUCAGCCCUGCUGGAGGUGGUCGGAUCGCCCAUGCUGAACAGGCACAGCGGCAGGCCAUUGGUGGUCCGCAUUGUCGUGCACCCCAGUGACCCCCAAACACGCAAGGCCAUGACACCACAACAGACAAAUAGCAACGCUGCCCCCAGAGCUUCCUUUUCCAGAUAUGUCUUGAAUCACCCUGACAAGGACACAGCCAUGGUUGGUGGAGUCAAGCUUGAGCUGGUUCGUGCUGACAUCGUUGAUGAGAAAACGGAUGUCAUUGUAAACACAAUAAAUAGAUCUGCCGACCAAUCAGGUGUUUCCAAGGCCAUACUCGAGGCAGCUGGAACGCAUGUAAAAGAUGAGUUUGCUGCAAAACACGCUGCCCUAGCUGGGCAAAAGGGUUUGUUUUCCACUGGACCUGGAAGGCUAAAUUGCAAGGACAUCCUUCACGCCACCUUUUACAGCGAUCCAAAGAUGAUGCGUGAGACCUGUGAAAUCAUCUUAAAGAGCUUUGAAUCAAAACACCACAGCUCUGUCUCCUUCCCAGCUCUGGGCACAGGCGCAGGGUACAUGGAUCCUAAAGUGGCUUGUACCGCCAUGCUGGAUGGAAUUGAAGCAGCUGUGAGGAGCAUGGGUCCAACUUCCCUCACCCUGGUCCGCAUUGUCUUUAAGCAGCGGGAUGUGCAGAAGAAUUUCAGAUCGGUGCUUCAGAAUCGCUGUGAAGAAACUGCGCGUCAACAGCAAGGUCAAGAUGAUUGGGAGGAUCUUGGCACCAGCACCCAAAGCUCUUCACCUUCUUUCUCCUCCUCAAGGGGCAAACCGAAACCAAAUCCAUUCUGGGAAAAUUGUCAAAUUUCUUGAAAGACGAAUAAUUAAUGUUUGACCCGCGGCCGAGAGCUGCUGAUGGGAUUGGAUCCCCAUCGUCCGGAGCCUACCUAGGCACCGUUGAGCAAGUGGCCUUAAGCCAUACCUGCUCCUUCUUGACAUGGCGCAUCCAAAUUCAUUGCUUCAGAUUAGGGGUCAUAAAUGGUGUAAAGUCAUAAAUAGUUUUGUAUUAGUCCGCUUUAAAUUGACAGUGGGUUUGAAAACACAUCCAGAGGGGAAUUGAGAAAUAUUUACAAAGUGAUGAAUAGAUGGUGUUCAAAAUCAUAAUUGGUUAGAGUAGUAUAAAUCGCAUCAUGAAUUAAUCAAGAUUUUAAAGUGUAGUUUUAAUUAAGUAGGCUACUAUGGAUUUAAUAUUUUAUCAUCAGCCUGUAAUUCUUAUUGCAUAUUGAAUUUUGAAUUAAACUCUUUCCUUGUAUCUCCAUAAUUAAAGGGUAAAACAGCAAACGUAUGAGUGUGGAGUAUUUCAGUUUAUCUGUCCCAAAAUGUCAACUUUUGAGGAAAGCAUUUUCACUCAAAUUU
This is a messenger RNA of Gadus macrocephalus (Pacific cod), 4926 nucleotides long. RefSeq lists its product as uncharacterized. Gene Ontology annotation, molecular function: transcription corepressor activity. Bases 100 to 4383 code for a protein of 1427 amino acids. Lineage: Eukaryota; Metazoa; Chordata; Actinopteri; Gadiformes; Gadidae. The transcript is spliced from 12 exons. The record is from RefSeq and is a predicted model, not a curated record. Gene Ontology annotation, cellular component: nucleus; cytoplasm. Gene Ontology annotation, biological process: negative regulation of gene expression.